GCUCAAUGCUCAUUCAGUCCUGUUCUACUCUUAGAAGCGGGUGGUUCAUGUGUGUACAACGCUCUGACUAUCGUACCAUUUUCCUUCGGUUUAAGAAAAAUACAACUCACUAGUGACAAAAUUCGACAAUACACUCAUUUCGCGUCCACUAGAUCGGAAGGCGAGGGAUAAGUGGCCUUCAGAACGCUGCCGUCCUGUCCAAGCUACUCAUGAAGAUAAAAGACUAACAUGAGAGGUGAGCCGCGCAUCGGGCCACCUGAGACUAGCUACUCAUCUUUGGUGGAGGAAGUGCUGAGCCAUGGGCGUGAUCACAUUAGUGCUGAUCCUUUUGGCGGCAGUGUUGGCUUACGUCGUCAUCUGGGUCCAACACCGUCGCCAGCAGCACGCUAUCUUUUCCCGUCUAGGCAUCCCUUAUGUUCCUCCGCACCUCAUAUAUGGCAGCAACCACAUUCUGAGAGGCUCUGGUAAAAUCACCAUUGACGUUAUGGGUCAGUGGCUGCAGCAGUACGGAAAAAUCUUUGGGUAUUACAUUGGCUGGAAGCCCACACUGGUGGUUGCUGAUUUAGAUCUCAUUAAGACAAUUUUGAUCAAGGAUUUCCACAACUUUAGUAAUCGACCUAAGCUGGUGAUUGACGCUCAGCCUGUCGUGAACACUCUGGUGGGGCUGCGGGACCAGCGAUGGAAGGAUGUGCGCUCUGUGCUGGCCCCAACCUUCUCCAUGGUGAAAAUGAAGCACAUGGCGGGCAUUAUGAACGAGAAGAUCAAUGUACUAAUAAAGAUUAUUGAAGAAAAGAGUGGUAAGGGUGAGGCUGUAGAGAUGUAUUCCACUUUCCAGGGACUGACGCUGGAUGUCAUCAGCGAGUGCGCUCUUGCCAUGAAGACACAGUGUCAGCAAAAACAAAAUAAGGAUGAGUUAUUUAAGGCUGUACGAGGAUUCCUUAAAAACGCCAUCAAUCCUGCCAUUUUAUUGGCGCUAUACUUUCCCUAUUUCGCAAGCUUGAUGAGCUUUUUUAGCAAUCGUCUCGCACUGUCUGGACGCAUGACUCGCAUGAUUAUCGACCACCUCGAGGGCGUGAUUGCCGUCCGACGACGAGACAUUAACUCCCGGAGCGUGGACGUUCUGCAGCUGAUGCUAGAGGCAGCAGAGUCACGCUAUCAGGGCAGUGAAGGUGACAAGGACUGUAUAAAGCAUAAACUGCUCACGGACGAGGAGAUCAUAGCCAAUGCUUGGGUGUUUAUGCUGGGCGGGUUUGAAACCACGGCCAAUUCUCUCACCUACACCGCAUACUUGCUGGCCACUCAUCCCGAGGUGCAACAGCGGCUGUACGAGGAAGUGUGCAGCAUCAGUAAGGAGAGUGCGGAGGUUUCACUGACUUACGAGGAUGUGCAGCAGCUGAAAUACCUGGACCAAGUGUUUAGCGAGUCCCUGAGGCUUUACCCGCCCAUUGUCACCUUCAUCAUGCGGGAGAGCGCUGACGAUUUUAAGCUGGGAGAUUAUUUAAUACCGAAGGAUCUCUCCAUUCUGAUUCCCAUCUGGCAGAUACACCAUGACCCCGAAUACUGGCCAGAACCGCACACCUUCGACCCAGAGAGGUUCUCAGUGGACAACAAGGCCAUGAAGAUGCAGCAUCCCAUGUGCUAUCUUCCCUUUGGUGCUGGUCCCAGGAACUGCCCCGGCAUGAGAUUUGCCCAGCUGGAAGCCAAACUGACUCUGGCCAGGAUUGUGAAAACAUUUAGAUUGGACGUUUGUGAGGACACGCCCCAGCCUCUCACUUUCAUAAUCCCAACAGUGGCCAUCAACCCAGCCAAGAAAGUGUUUCUCAGAGCUGUGCCCAGAUGCAGUACCGAUCAACAUGAGAUGGGCGUGACGGAGGCGGCUGCUUGGGUCACAUGGACUUUGCUGGUAUCGACAGUGCUGGCUUACGUUGUUUACUGGAUCCACCACCGCCGUCACCAACACUCCUUAUUCGCCCGCUUGGGAAUCUCUUACGUCCCGCCUCACCUCAUAUACGGCAGCAAUCACACUCUACGGGGCCGAGGAGCGCUGGCCACCAAAGUUGUAGGCCAGUGGAUGAAGCAGUACGGCAAGGUGUUCGGCUACUAUGUUGGGUGGCAGCCGAAUUUGGUGGUAGCUGAUUUAGAUCUCGUUAGGGAAAUCCUUGUACGUGAAUUUCCAACUUUCGCUAACCGACCUACUUUAGUGAUCGACGCUCAACCCGUCGUGGACAGCCUGGUGGGGCUACGGGAUCAGCGAUGGAAGGAUGUGCGCUCUGUGCUGGCUCCGACCUUUUCCGUGGUGAAAAUGAAGUACUAUAUGGGCGGCGUCAUAAAUGAAAAGAUUAACGAACUGUUGUCAAUUGUUUCAAAGAAAGUCAAACGAGGAGAGCCCAUUGAGUGGCAUGCCACCUACCAGGGAAUGACGUUAGAUGUGAUCUGUGAGUGUGCCCUAGCUCUAAAAACACAUUGCCAGCGGGACCAAGAUGGCGACGACUUCUUUUUGGCAGUGCGACAGUUUCUUAGAAAUGCUGUAAAUACAGCCAUUCUUCUGGCACUUUACUUCAAAGUUUUUGCAAAAUUUUUGAGCUUUGUCAGUAAUCGUCUAGCAUAUUCAGGUCGCAUGACAAUGAUGAUUGUCAACCAUCUGAGGACUGUGAUCACCAACCGUCGCCGUGACUCGUCCAUCAAACACAUGGACGUGUUGCAACUAAUGCUGGAUGAGGCAGAGAAUACACAACCCAGUGACAAAGACUGUGUAGCAGAAUACAACUCUAAAUCUGGCAUAAAGAGGGAGUCUAAAAAAUUGACGGACGAAGAAAUAAUUGCAAAUGCCUGGGUCUUCUUGCUAGGAGGUUUUGAGACCACAGCCAACACAGUGACCUACAUGAGUUACUUGCUGGCUGUUCAUCCAGAGGUGCAAGAGAGAGUCUAUCAAGAAUUGUGUGAUGUAUUGCAGGACAGCCCAGAGGAGCUGACCUAUGAACAGGUGCACAGCCUCAAAUAUCUGGAUCAAGUGUUCUGCGAAACUUUGAGAAUCUACCCGCCCGCAGUGAACUUCGUAAGCAGAGAAGCUUCCAAAGAUAUCCAGCUGGGCGACUUGUUCAUUCCGAAGGGCAUGAGCAUUCAGAUCCCGCUGUGGCACAUUCACCGCGAUCCUGAGCAGUGGCCCAGAGCGGAAACAUUUGACCCGGAGAGGUUUUCUCCAGAGGCUCGGGCCACGUGCACCCGACACCCGAUGGCUUACAUUCCCUUUGGCGCUGGACCCAGGAACUGCCCUGGAAUUAGAUUUGGGCAACUCGAGGCCAAACUAGCUGUGGCAAGGGUCAUCAGGAGAUACAAACUCGUGGCAUACGAUGAUACGCCACUGCCUCUGGACUUCAAGAUUCCCACGGUUACGCUGAACCCCUCCGGCACUGUGCUGAUGAGAGCCGUACCCAGGUCUUGUUCCUUCCCGAUGUCUCCCAAAGCGAUGUAAACUGGCGUGUGUUCUCAAGACAUUCUGUGCAUGCAUUGUAGUAUUACAGUAACUGUUCUUCCUGGUAGCGCUCAUAUCCACGUAGAGUUUAGUAAUAUCUAUCAUAAAACAUUAGAAUAUUGAUAGUGUAACUUUUUACUGUUUGUAACUAAGUGGCUACACAAUAUUUAGUAUUUACAUUGAUUUUUAAUUGUUUUCCAGCGGAAUUUUAUUGUUUUUUUUUUUUUUUUUUUUUAGUAAACGUGUCUCAUAUCAUUGUUGUUUUUAGUAAACGUGUCUCGUAUCAUUAUAAAAGCAGUUGUUGUUCAUACAAUAUAGAAAAAUUCCUGAUUAAUGUUGCUUCAAGAUGCCUUACUUCCUUCCUCUAUACUCCAUGGAAUUAUAUUAGCAUGGAAAAAAAAUGAAUAAGUAAAACUGUAGAAGAUAGCAAAAGAUACACGUCAUUGCAGCAAUAAGGGAGAGGAUGAAGACAGUAACUUAGAAAAGAUAAAUUGAUAAGACUAAAGGUUUUUAAUCACUCAUGUCUAAAAGAGCGCUGUGAAUGGAAACACUCUCCGACUCAUUACAUGUGAAGUACAACUUUAUACGUAGACAGUGAAAGCCCCUGUACCUAGUAUAUACAUAGCAAGAGGGUAUGAAAAAUACUGAGAGAUGGUUCAGAACGCCUAACAUCAUAAAAGCUGCUUUAGUUAAAGAUAAGAUGUGAAGUGUGUGUGUGUGUGUGUGUGUGUGUGUGUGUGUGUGUGUGUGUGUGUGUGUGUGUGUGUGUGUGUGUGUGUGUGUGUGUGUGUGUGAACUGAAACUGAAACUUAAAAUUUAUUUGCUCAGACUUUUUUAACAAAAGUAUGGAGCACAGCUCCUUUAUCUCUUACAAGAUAAUAUUAUUCAAUACCUGACUUGUAUAUAUCGUUAGUCUAUCUAAAGAUUUUGAAUAUUACGUUCAAUAAUGUUAGUGCUUUGUUUUUGGUUU
This is a messenger RNA of Portunus trituberculatus (swimming crab), 4442 nucleotides long. RefSeq lists its product as uncharacterized. The transcript has 11 exons. Gene Ontology annotation, molecular function: oxidoreductase activity, acting on paired donors, with incorporation or reduction of molecular oxygen; monooxygenase activity; heme binding. NCBI's taxonomy places the organism in Eukaryota, Metazoa, Arthropoda, Malacostraca, Decapoda, Portunidae. The record is from RefSeq and is a predicted model, not a curated record. Bases 299 to 3472 code for a protein of 1057 amino acids.